AAUGUCAGAGUAUGUCUCGGUACUUCUCGAGACCAGUAGCAGUGAGGAUGGCCUAGAAAAGAGUCCCAUCAUCUUAGGGCGUUAAAGUAUCGACUCCGGUCCAAGUGACCAACCAUUGCAACUCAUUUAUUUAGCAGAAAGAAUGUCAGGUUGGUGGCGGUGGUGGUGGCGGCUAAACAAGGGUCGAUAGCGUCGGCAUCUAACGCAUCUCGUUAAAACUUUACGAGUCUGAAGCCCCGUGGCUCUCCUCAGUCGUUUCUCAUUCCAUCUCUCUCACUCUAUUUGGUUAUCGUUGUGCCUCUAUUGUACAUUCUUCCUUCAUUUAUUUAUUAUUAUCUUUUUUACUUUGCUCUUUUGCGGCAUUUACCGCCGCUUUGCCCUGCCGCUGGCAGAACUCACACGGGCCUCGACAAUUCAGCUGAACACCCGUAGGCCAUUACCCCAAUGUGGUCACGCCCCUUGUUCACCUUGUAAGAAUUUGUUUCCUUUCAUCACUGGCUAAAAUCAGCCCCCAUCAUUAGGCCGUCAGCAAGUGUAACAUUUGAGCGUUUCAGGGUUAGAAUAGAGUAUUCAAUGUAUUGGAAAUAAUAUCAGUGAAAUUAGAAUUUAAUAAAAAAAAAAAAACUGUAAUGGACAACAGAAAUGUGAAUAUUCCUUCCAUAUAAAUCAACUAAAAGUUAUUUGGUAAUGUCCCUUUGUUCAACGAUUAGAAAAUUUCAUGGACUUAAACAUAGAAAUAACUCACUAACUUCAUAACAUGAUUACAAAUUCAAGAAUUUCCUCUUAGAUUAAUCCCCUUCUUUUUUAUAAAUAUUCUCUGGAAAAUUAAUAGUGCAAUAAUUUUUCCUGAAUAUCACUCUCCAUGCGUAAUAUGAGAAAGAGUCAUCUGGUACUUAAAAAUCUGCAGGAUGUCUCGUGUAGUCUCAAGUGGAGGAACGCACUGAAACCCUUCAAUAAAGCGUUUCAAGUGGAGAACAGGUAUAUAUUUCCUUGUAGACACCAAGCUCGUCGCCUCCUUGCUUACUCAAGAGCACUUCUUUGUCUCCCUCUACUGUUUGAUAAUCGAGUAGUUUGUCGUCGUCGUCGUCGUCGUCGUCGUCGUCGUGGUCCUCCCCGCCCUUCGAUUAUUCAUCAGAAUUUCAACUCUGAUUCAGCGCUACUUAUAGACCAUACAAGCGAUCGGUUCUUCACGGCUGCAGCUGUCGAUGAGCCACAAAGUAAUCUGUUACAGUGUAAUUUUAUGGGUUCUAUGCAGUCAUUCGUCCUGGGCCAUAUAAUCGUCGUCUACAUCAAACAUCCCGUGUAGGAUUGACUCGUCUGUGGGUCCAAGGCGGAGACGAGAAACGACAAUGAAUGGGCUAAUCAACUGGCGUCAAUCCAUGGCUCGCUAUAUAACUGAGGAGGCGGAGUUAUACCUUUACGUCAUCCACUAAUUAAUCCAGGACUAUGCCUUGGCAUAUCCAAUGCCGCCGGAUCGCGCUAGCUCGGAGGGAGUCUAUUACAAAUUUCUUCCUCGAAUACAUACCGUGUUUUACGACUUCUUCAUAAGACGGUGAAAACAAAAGUUAAUAAAUAGUGUUGGUGAUGUAUAGGCCAUCUAUUAUCUAGACCAAAUACUUUCAUUUAAGUUAAUAUUUUUAGUUCUGUUUGUAUUAAGAAAAAUAUAUUUACCGCGUUGUCCUACAGUCAUUAUGAGACAAUAAUAAACGACAAAUAGCUCGUGUAAGAGGAAACGUAUAAAUAAACGUGCAGAAAAGGAUCAUAAGUGGUGUGUAAAUUCAGGACUUUGUGUUACCGAAGCGAACAGAAAGUCUCAAGUGACCGGAG
Diachasmimorpha longicaudata is the source of this 1827-nucleotide messenger RNA. RefSeq lists its product as uncharacterized. The record is from RefSeq and is a predicted model, not a curated record. The coding region runs from base 863 to 1306 and encodes 147 amino acids. The transcript has 2 exons. Lineage: Eukaryota; Metazoa; Arthropoda; Insecta; Hymenoptera; Braconidae.